UAGGGGCGGUUGGGUAAAGUGAAAUGUGGCGUUGGUGUGGUGGUGGUUCCGGCGAGCGAGGAAGUCGGUUUGACACACAUUCCAUUUGAAAAUGAUGAUCGGAUCGGAUCAGUAACAAACAGAAACGGCAUCUCUCUCUCUCUGCUGCUUCCAUGGCUCAGAAUCAGCUUAUCGAUUCCCUCACAUCUCACAUCUCCCUCUACCACUCUUCUUCCACUUGUUCCUCCUCUUCCUCAACACCUAAUCAUCAGCCUAGGUCCGCGAUCCUCCGAUGGUUCUCUUCUCUGAGCGUCCACCAGCGCCUCUCUCACCUCACCUUCGUGGAUCCCAAGUUCGUCAAAAUUCUACUCCAGAUGCUGGGGUAUAUCCGCACCAAAGGCCAUGGCUCUUUCAUCAUCCUCCCUGACCUCCCUUCCCUCGAUCUCGAUCUCGAUCUCGAUCUUCCCAGUCUCUGCUUCAAGAAGUCCCGUGGAUUGAUCUCCCGCGUCGCCCUCUCCAACGCCUCUCAGCGUUCCCUUUUCGACUCCACUCGUCUCUUCGCUUCCUCCGAUUGCUCUUCCUCUUCCUCCCUCGAUUCCGUCGUCAUGGCCGAGGAGCUUCUUACUAAUGUGGAUCACUUCGUGGACACUAUGGACGCUUUAUCUAAUGGCGCUUUCUUGAGAGGAGGAGGGGAAGAUACUGACCUCGCCUCCUCCGAUUGGGUUGAACUUGAGUGGCUCAAAGCCAAAGGCUAUUAUACCAUGGAAGCCUUCAUCGCUAAUAGGUUAGAGGUUAGCUUGAGAUUAGCUUGGUCCUCUAAUGGUAAUGGUAAUGGGAAGAAGAAGAAAAGAGGAGGAGGGAUCAAACUCAAAGAUAAAUUGAAUGCUGCUGCUAUGUCAGCUAAUGCGUAUUGGAGGACCAAGGCCUGUGCUGACUGGUGGCUCAAUCUCGACACCGCAACACAGAAGCAAAUCUGGACUUGCUUGCUCGGGAAGUCUGCUAAAUCUGUGAUACAUGAGAUUCUUAGAGAAGCAAAUCAAGCACCCCAGGCAGAAAUGUGGCUCUUCAAUUUUGGCGGAGGCACUGCAAGGACAAAAACUACUUCAUUCUGUGACUUGGUUUUCGAACAAACCUCUGUAUCAAAGACACCUAAUGCCUUAGCCACUAAACUUAGUGGAUUAUACGUGCUUCAAGAAUUUGCUUCAUUACUCCUCUUAUCUCAAAAUGGCUCACUUUCUGCACAAACUAUAUUCUUCAGCUCAUUGGCUUCUCUCACUACUUUGGCUGAUUGUAUAUUAAGAAAACUGCGCGGUUUUCUUAUGGUACUCUCUGUUGAUUCUGUUAAACGUGAGCUUCUUGAAGAAAAUACUCCAAAGUCUUCCACAAGUUCAUCUUCCAAGCAGAUUCCUGGUCCAACCAGCCGUAAACACAAAGGAAAGACCGGAAACACGAAAAAGCCAACCCCUGAGGCUAAAUCGGAUAGAAACGUUAGUUUGUCCGCGAAAAUCAUCAAGAAAGACCAAGCUAAGUUGGAAUCUCACAAAAACAGAUACGCGGUAGAAUGCAAGAACGCUCCUACAUCAUCAACAAUGGUCAAUAAUUCUAAGGCCGCUGCAGCAAAUAUGGAAGCUCUCCCAGGAUUGGUUGCCGACAAAGGAAGAACUAAAAAGAAAAGGAGAGAAAGGAAUAAGAAUAAUAAUAAAAAGUGUACAAGUUUGGAAAACACCAGGGAAGUGAAUAAGUCUGUCGUGAAUAGUUCAGCCAUGGAAAAAGCUCCCGAAUGUGAAUCAAUUUGUACUUCUGCCAAUCAACUUCCUCUGGAGCAUAUAGAUGCUAUGAGUACUGGAGUUAGCUGUGAUAGGAAUGGUUCAAGGGAAGGUGCAGUUAAAUGUGAGAAUUCUAGAGAGGAAGAAUUGAACGGAAAAGCUGGAACGUGUGUGAUUUCAAAAGUUUUGACUUCUACAGAUUCUGCCGGUACUUCAAGCUGUGAUAACGUGAACUCUCAAAAGUCUUGCUGUCCAGGUGAACGUAAAGACAUAUUGUCAUCGUCUAAUGGACGAUCCAGAACUCUGGAGGAAGGGGAAUCCCAGCGGAUCCACCAUCCGAGAAGAGAAGCAGCAGGUUAUGGUAUUGCCUCCAGCAGUUCAGAAUUUGUUUCUUAUGAGUGGCCUGCUAUAGCACCUAUGUACUUUCCACAUGUUAAUUCUCACCUUCCAACUGCGACUGAUAGACUGCAUCUUGAUGUUGGUCACAAUUUGCAUGCAUAUGUACGCCAACCUUUCGUCUCAACUGUUCAUCAUGCUAGAAAUCCUUCUAUUGAAGGGACCCACAAACAAGUUCUUCCUCGACCCAUGCCCAUGAGUCUAGAUUGGCCUCCCAUGGUUCAUAGCAAUUGCGGCUUGACAACAGCAUUCGCUUGCAAUUAUGAUUCUGGAAUUCUUCUGGACAUUCCUGAACAGAAAAAUAAGCCUGAGAUAGGGAAUGAGUGCGAGAGUAAUUGGAUGCUGGAGGAAGAUUUUGAGAUGCACACUGUUUCUGGAGUAGACUAUAAUCAAUAUUUCGGUGGGGGAGUGAUGUAUUGGAAUCCGUCUGAACAUCUAGGGACUGGCUUUUCUCGCCCUCCGUCCCUUAGUUCUGAUGAUAGCUCUUGGGCUUGGCAUGAAGCUGAAAUGAAGAGGUCGGUUGAUGACAUGGUUGCGUUUUCGUCUUCUUACAGCGCAAAUGGACUAGCUUCUCCGACUUCCGCAUCCUUCUGUUCCCCUUUUGAUCCCUUAGGCCCGGCAAACCAGCCUCUUGGUUAUGUUGUGCCAGGUAAUGAGAUAUCUACUAAAGUAUUGCAAGCUCCCCCUACAACAAGUGAAGCUGCAGGUGAAGAGGAUGUCUCUGGAACUUUGACUAGUUUAUCUGGGGAUGUUGAAGGAAAUUCUGGAGACUCUUUUCCUUAUCCGAUUUUGCGGCCCAUCAUCAUCCCAAAUAUGUCGAAAUCUGAAUACAAGCGUAGUUAUGAUACCAAAAGCCCAAAUCCUACAAGGCGCGAGCAUCCUCGUCUAAAGCGACCACCAUCACCUGUAGUGCUAUGUGUUCCACGUGCUCCUCGUCCACCACCACCUUCACCUGUGAGCAACUCCAGAGCACGGCGAGGUUUCCCAACUGUGAGGUCUGGAAGUUCAAGCCCAAGACAUUGGGGUAUGAGAGGCUGGUUUCAUGACGGUGUAAACUGGGAAGAACCUUGUGGAGCGGAGGUUGUUUUACCCUGGAGGAACAAAAGCCUUGCAGUCAGGCCAAUCAUUCAACCUCUACCUGGGGCCCUCCUUCAAGAUCACUUAAUUGCAAUGUCGCAACUAGGCCGAGACCAGGAGCAUCCUGAUGUGGCCUUCCCUUUGCAACCACCCGAGUUAUUGAACUGUCCAACGCAAGGGGAAUCUCAAUCAUUGAUACACGGUCUUCUGAAUGACGAGAUAGAUUCUUUCUGCAAGCAGGUUGCUACAGAGAAUAUGUCCCGCAAACCUUAUAUCAAUUGGGCAAUCAAGCGGGUUACCAGAUCUCUCCAAGUUCUGUGGCCCAGGUCUAGGACGAACAUAUUUGGCUCAUCUGCAACUGGUUUGGCCCUCCCUUCGAGUGAUGUGGACCUUGUGGUUUGUCUUCCUCCAGUGAGAAACUUGGAACCUAUCAAAGAGGCAGGAAUUUUGGAGGGUCGCAAUGGUAUAAAGGAGACAUGCCUUCAGCAUGCAGCCAGAUAUCUGGCUAAUCAAGAGUGGGUAAAAACUGACUCCCUGAAGGCGGUUGAAAAUACAGCUAUACCAAUUAUCAUGCUUGUUGUGGAAGUCCCUUGUGAUCUGGUAUGCAGUAUACAGUCACCAAAAGAUGGCCCAGACUGUAUCACCGUUGACCAAGACAGCAAUAGUAACACUGAUAUGGUUGGAUUUGAAGACUCUGCAGCAGCAAACUCUUUGCCGACAAAGAGUGGAAACUUGGCAAAUGCAAAAUGUGUCCGCCUUGACAUCAGUUUCAAAACGCCAUCGCAUACGGGUCUUCAAACCACACAACUGGUGAAAGAUCUGACAGAGCAAUUUCCAGCUGCCACACCACUUGCUUUGGUGUUAAAGCAGUUUUUGGCUGAUCGUACCCUGGAUCAAUCAUACUCCGGUGGAUUAAGCUCUUACUGUCUGGUCUUACUGAUUACACGUUUUCUUCAACAUGAGCAUCAUCUGGGGCGCUCUAUCAACCAAAACAUUGGGCGGCUUCUAAUGGAUUUUCUUUACUUUUUUGGUAAUGUUUUUGAUCCUCGGCAGAUGCGUGUCUCAGUGCAAGGAAGUGGUAUCUAUAGGAAUCGGGAGAGGGGUCAUAGUAUUGAUCCGAUACACAUCGAUGACCCUCUUUUCCCAACAAAUAAUGUCGGGAGAAAUUGCUUCCGUAUACAUCAAUGUAUUAAGGCAUUUUCUGAAGCUUACUCUGUUUUGGAGAAUGAGCUCACAUGCGUUACUAGUUCUAGUGAUUCGUGCGAAAAGCAGCUAUACAAGUUGCUUCCGAAAAUAAUUCCAAGUAUCAUUUCCGCUUAGGAAUCGACAUGGUGUUUUCUGUGGUGUCCAACGUCUGGAAGUUUGCAAAAUGCUGAUGAUUGCAAGCGCGCUGGUUAGCUGUGGAUUCGAGGCUGGGAAGCUUACUUAUACGAGUCCAAAUUGAUAGGCCUCCAGAUUUGCUUACAUUAUGUUGUUGAUGUAAGGAAACUACAUGCAUAGGCUUGGUCAGCAGCCUAACCAACCAAGUAAGAAAAUGCACUGGUUGAGCCGGUAUAAACGUUUCAAGACUGGGACAGACUGACAACACGACUGAGUGAGAGGGGGGAAGCUUUGGGAGAAUGGUUGGAUCACGGCUCUGAUCUGAGGAAUGAUGUCGCAAUUUCAGAAAACUAUGAUAUCGAGGUGUAUGGUUAAGCCUACUAUGUCUCUCGACAUGAAAUUGUUCCGUUUCUUCAUUUGAUACCCACUAACUAAAUACUAUUGGGGUGAAUGAAGCCUAUAUGUAUGAUGGCCACGUUAGUUUUGUUCCUUCUUUUGCCAAAAAAUAAGGAGAUAAUUGAAUACACUUUGUUGUGCUUCUCA
Raphanus sativus (radish) is the source of this 5081-nucleotide messenger RNA. RefSeq lists its product as uncharacterized. The coding region runs from base 153 to 4538 and encodes 1461 amino acids. Gene Ontology annotation, cellular component: nucleolus; TRAMP complex. The record is from RefSeq and is a predicted model, not a curated record. Gene Ontology annotation, biological process: RNA 3'-end processing. Gene Ontology annotation, molecular function: poly(A) RNA polymerase activity; mRNA binding. The transcript is spliced from 17 exons. Lineage: Eukaryota; Viridiplantae; Streptophyta; Magnoliopsida; Brassicales; Brassicaceae.